Molecule: messenger RNA, 802 nt
Organism: Hordeum vulgare subsp. vulgare (domesticated barley)
Lineage: Eukaryota; Viridiplantae; Streptophyta; Magnoliopsida; Poales; Poaceae
Product: 40S ribosomal protein S7
Exons: 5
Coding region: 61-639 (192 amino acids)
Biological process (GO): translation; ribosomal small subunit biogenesis; rRNA processing
Cellular component (GO): 90S preribosome; cytosolic small ribosomal subunit; small-subunit processome
Molecular function (GO): structural constituent of ribosome
Source: RefSeq, a predicted model, not a curated record
UAAACCCUACCUCCGUGGCCGCCACACCUCGACCUCAGGCGAAGAAAGGGCGAAAGCACCAUGUACACGGCGAGGAAGAAGAUCCAGAAGGACAAGGGCCUCGAGCCCUCCGAGUUCGAGGACUCCGUCGCGCAGGCUUUCUUCGACCUGGAGAAUGGCAACCAGGAGCUCAAGAGCGACGUCAAAGACCUCUACAUCAACGCCGCCUUCCAGAUGGAUGUUGCAGGGAACAGGAAGGCCGUGGUCAUCCACGUCCCGUACAGGCUCCGCAAGUCCUUCAGGAAGAUCCACGUCAGGCUCGUCAGGGAGCUCGAGAAGAAGUUCAGCGGCAAGGACGUUGUUAUUGUUGCAACAAGGCGGAUUGUGAGGCCACCCAAAAAAGGUUCUGCUGUUGUUCGCCCUCGUACAAGAACUUUGACUGCUGUUCAUGAUGGUCUUUUGGAGGAUGUUGUUUACCCAGCUGAGAUUGUGGGGAAACGUGUCAGAUAUCGUCUUGAUGGCUCGAAAAUCAUCAAGAUCUUCUUGGACCCAAAGGAACGCAACAACACAGAGUACAAGUUGGAUACCUUCACUUCAGUGUACCGCAGGCUUUGUGGCAAGGAUGUGGUAUACGAGUACCCCGUUGCUGAAACUGCUUGAAGAUCCUUCUUGAUUUGCAUAUUGGCUGGCUCUCUUGUUCAUGUAUUGAAUAUGCAACCGCUUGCUUGAGCUCUUUGUUAUUUGGAUCAUGUACUCAAAAAAUCAAAAUUAUAGCUGUGAUGCUGAACCUAAAUAUUUGCUAGUGAAAAUUGUUGAAUUUUAA